AUGAGUCUCCGCGCACUGUCGAAGGAUUGUGAGGAGGUUGAGGGGAGAUGUGAGAACCUCUCGCAGUCGUGUUCCACCCCAUUUAUUUACAAAAUUGGGCUCGUGUCGCCAGGGAGAGAUUUGUGGAAUAUGCUUUUAAAGAAACGGCGCCGUUUUUUUCUGCCGAGUGAGCGUCAAAAGAUGGAGCGGUAUGAAUCCGUCGACACAUAUGAACCAGCAACGAUAGUGUACAAGGAUCACUUGGAAAGCCGGAACCAAGAACCUCGCUGGUUCAUAUGGGUAUUUGUAUUUGGGUUAGGCAUUGCGUCGAGUGUCAUCGCUAUUGUGGUGGUUUCACUUUUGCAUGUACUGAACGGUAUACGGUACGAAUUGUUAGGCUUCGGGCUUCGAGGAUUUUCCUUUAACGAUUCAAAUCGAUAUGCGAUGACAAAUCGAACAGAUUUAGAUAUUGCUGCUCUCUUUGAAGGUGUUGGUGUUGGUUUAUACGGUAUUGAGCCGCGAUCCCUUAAAAAGGGGUAUUUAAUGUGGAUUUCUUUUAGCUUGGUGCUAUCUGUGAUCUCAAGUCUUAUAUGUCUCCUUGUCCCUGAGAGUAUUGGGUCUGGAUUACCGGAGGUGAUGGCAUACCUAAAUGGUGUUCACUACCCUAUGCUUGGUAGUUUUAGGGUGCUUCUUGCAAAGGUGAGUUUUAUCAUCUUCAGCGUCGCAAGUGGAGCAUGCACAGGACACUUUGGCACAAUUAUCCUAACGGGUGCCAUGCUUGGAGCACAGGCACUUCAACGACGGCGUUAUUUUCGCUGUGAUAGUGUACAUAUUAUUGAAUGUUUUCGCAACCCGCGUGAUCGCCGAGUUAUUACCGUGAUUGCAGCGGCAGCUGGAGUUGCUUCGGCCUUUGGUGUUUCCAUUGGUGGCCUGAUGGUUGUAGUCGAACUUAUCUCUACCAUUCUUCCUGUGCGGUUUGCAAUUUACGUCUUUGCUGCUUCGUUGGUAUCUUCUUUAACGCUACAAAUAUAUUUCUCAUUUUUUUCGUACUUUAGUCUUCGUGACCGUCAUUCCUACCCGCAUGGAGAAUUGAUAUCUGAGAUGGUGCAAUUCUUUGUCUCUUGCGUGUCUUUUGAGGAUUUGGUGCGAAUGCACAUUUUUUACUUUAUUCCGACAACUCUUAUUGGGCUCUUUUGCGGUGUACUUGCCAGUGUGUUUGUUCGGUUGAGUUCCUUCGCUCUGGGGCUUCGGCGUUGGUUGGAGCAGCGGCUGGAGACGAAAGCCGUCCGCUACGUUUUGCCUGUCCUGUUCACAGGAAUUUACGUCACCAUCCAUUUUUGGGUGGCCGCUGCGGUGGGCAGCGGUGGAUGGUCACCACCCGCUCCGUCACCUUCGGAGCCGCCAAGGAUUGGAAGUGACAGCAUACGGUUGCCUAUGUUGCAGCAAACCAUGAGCAACGAGUCCAAUCCCGCUGGGCUCCAUGGUGCGAUGGGUGGGCCAUGCGUUGCUGUUCCCUCCACCCUGCUUACCACCCUUAACGUGACAUCUAUCUCAUAUUACGGGGCGAAUGGAUUUUUUUGUUCCGCUCCCACUGCCGUGGAAGACCAGGUCCAUGAGGAGAGAUGGGGAAUGAAGCCAACACUGAGCGUGCUGCAUGCCUAUGCCUCGCUUGCCUUUGCCAAUGCCGACUCCGCGGUGCAAACUUUACUUAGUUGGCAUACGGAGGAGAUGUUGGGCGCACCUGUGCUUGUGAUUUUCUUGUCCAUUUAUUUUCUCGCCUCCGCCUUGUUUCUUGGCGUUUCACUUGGCGGUGAUACGCUGCUUCCGGGGCUUGUUAUUGGUGCUGCCGUUGGUAGACUGUUUGGAAUUGGCGUCCAUUACGCCGCGGUGUCGGUAGUAGGGGCUGAAGCGGCCUCGUCCUGGGCGGAUCCGGGAUGUUUUGCUCUUAUUGGCGCAGGCAGUUUUUUAGGCGGGACGACGGGUCUUACAUUCUCUAUUUGUACCAUUUUGAUGGAAAGCACAAGCGACUUUCAGCACCUUCUACCACUUAUGAUGGGCAUUACCAUCGCCAAGAAGACGGCAGAGUUAUUCACACAAAAUAUAAACACAAUCUUACUUCAAAUGCGGUGUGUGCCCAUGCUUGACUUUGAGAAUGAAGUUCACAAGUACCCCAUGUUUGACGCCCGACAUGUGAUGACAUCCCAUGUUGUGACAUUAGAGACGGUAUGUACCAUUGAGCAAAUUCUUUACGUGUUACGUAGCACUCGCCAUAACGCCUUCCCUAUUGAAAGUGUGCGUGAUCGGACAUACAAAGGGAUCAUUGUGCGUCAGCAACUGGAGAUUCUUCUUUGGCAUGUGUACUUCACACCACAUCCUUCCAUCUGCACCUACGAGCUUGGAAAAAAGGUUGAGGCACGCUUGUUUUACGAUAAAUUGUUGGGCACAUUGCCGCCCCUAGAAACACGGUUGGACGUUCGAAUUGAUCUUUCCCCAUACAUUGACCACUCUGGAUUUUGUGUGCUCGAUAAAACGACGCUUCCGCGGACCUACACAAUGUUUCGCACACUGGGACUGCGCCAUUUGACUGUCGUCAACCCCGAAAAUCGUAUCGUUGGAAUCAUUACACGGAAAGAUCUGGUGACGGAUCGCAUCAUUGAAGGCAUUUUCGCCGCUGAAGAGUCUCGUCGUGCGAUCAUAGAGGGAAAGAGCUUCGCGCUGCCCGACGGGGCACUCAUCACAGCAGGCGGCAGUGACAGUAAUAGUAUUAGUAGCAAUAAGAGGAUGGACAAGACGGAUGGGAACGCAUCGUAUUCGUCGAAUGUCUUGGAGAGUUCUGCGAGGAGGCAGCAAAUAGCGGGGAAGGAAUAUGAGUUUUACCGUACAGGGGAUUGGCUCGUUUUGGGAAGGUACGAUGGCGUGUGGGGUGACGUCGCGGAAGGAAUAGAAGGGUUGAUGCAUCCCAGUGCAUCGACGGUAGCUGCCAUCCGUGCACAGGCUGCUACACGAAGAGCCUCUUUUGUUCAAGAACCGGAUGCUGGCGGCCCCAACGAGGUGAAUCCCAGGCAUGUGGCCAAAAGGGAGUCCAUAUCUUUGUUAGAUUGUUUGCCCGACGUCAUUCAGACAAGAAAGACUCCAUGA
This is a messenger RNA of Trypanosoma cruzi, 3117 nucleotides long. RefSeq names its product chloride channel protein, putative. Gene Ontology annotation, biological process: transmembrane transport; chloride transport. NCBI's taxonomy places the organism in Eukaryota, Euglenozoa, Kinetoplastea, Trypanosomatida, Trypanosomatidae. The transcript has a single exon. Gene Ontology annotation, cellular component: intracellular membrane-bounded organelle; membrane. Gene Ontology annotation, molecular function: voltage-gated chloride channel activity. The coding region runs from base 1 to 3117 and encodes 1038 amino acids. The record is from RefSeq and is a predicted model, not a curated record.